AUGAGUUGUGACUCAUCCUUUUUUUUUAGUGAUUCUAAUUUAGAAUAGAAGUGCGAAAUAGCUAAUUCUUUAUGUACUCAAAAUUAAAUAUUCAUAAACUAUUACUCUUUAAUCUAUUGUCAACUUGAUGGACAUUGGAUUGUGUUCAUAUUUAUGGCAAUAUUUGUUGUAUUAAUAGUAUUCAGGUUAUAUGAUAUCAUAUAUUUAUAAAUAGAUUUAUGAGCACAUUAGUGAUGUAUUAUUUAACACCAGCAAUAGAGUUUAUAACUGAGAAAUUAAAUAUUUCUCAGUCAUUGAGUGCUGUAACUCUAUUGGCCUUUGCUAAUGGGUAUAAUAUAUUCAAUAUAUUUAAGGGCUGGAGAUGUUGUCACAGCAAUUGUGGCUACUGAGACGUUAGAUGGUAUAAGCUAUAAUAUUGGUUCUUUAUAUGGAGCAGGUUUUUUUGUAGCAACAUUAGUUGUUGGAAUAACUAUUAUUAAUUCAUAAUCAUAUAUUGUCAUGAAAUCUUAUUUUAUUUGGAGAGAUAUAUUGUUUUAUAUUGUUGCAACAAUUAUAAUUAUUAUAUAUGGAAUUAUAGGUGAGUUUUCGUUGAUUGAUUCCGCAUUCUUAUUGAUCAUUUAUAUUAUCUUAGUAAUUAUUGUAUUAUUUUAAGAUAAGCUUUAAAGUAUAAAUUUAUACAUAAAAAAGGUCAAUCUAAAAAAUAAUUUGAUGAAUUUUUAAUGGAAAAUGUUAUAGAUGAAACCUAAGAAACUGAAUAAAUUUAAGCUGAAUUACAAGAUACUUAUAUAAUUCAAGAUAAUAGAAAGACUUGUGCUGAUAAAACAUUUUGUGUUGUAGAUAUACCCUUUAGAUUCAUCUUAAAAUAUAGUAUACCUCCCUCUACUAAUGUUACUAAAUCUAUUUUACUAAUUACUAUUUUCCCAAGUCUUUGUUUUGUUUACUUCAUAUUGGGAUCAAAUAAUUACGAUAUUUUCAGCUAUUUAUAUCUCUUGUCAAUAUCUAUUGUAUUAGCUAUAGCAAUUUAUACAUCAUAUCCUUAAGAGAAUGUAAUAUACUACUUUUAAUAUAGGAAUUACCUAAAUACUACAUAUAUAUAUAGAUCUAUAUAACUAUAGUAUCUUUAGUUUGGAUUUAUUGUUUGAGUGGAAUACUCAUAGAUACUCUAACUUUUUUUGGAAUGCUAACCAAUCUAUCCAAUUCUUACUUAGGUAUGACAAUCAUAGCUAUGGGAAAUGCACUCCCAGAUGGAAUUGUUACUAUGGCUCUUGCUAAAUAAGGGUAUGCUACCAUGGGAAUAACAGGAGCGUAUCAAAGUUCAUGAUAUAUAGAUAUUUUGGAUAAAUUUUUGGAUUGUUAGUGGGUCUAGGCAUAUCACUAGUAAAAACUAAUUUAAAGACAGGAGCCAGUGUAGAAUUCGAUCUAUUUAAUAAAGAACUAAUCUAAUAAAAUUUAGUAAAAAGAAAAUAAAUUAUUUAGAUAAUGAUUAUCAUCAUAUUUUCCACUCUUUUUGUAUUGAUUAUAACUUUUUUAUAUGGUAUAAUAAAAAAGUAUCGUUUUGCCAGAGAUCUUUCAGUUUUACUCAUACUAAUAUAUGUAUUAGUAUUAAGUACAAUUACUAUAAUUGCUAUAUAUGAAGCUGUAUGA
Messenger RNA from Paramecium pentaurelia, 1644 nucleotides. NCBI's taxonomy places the organism in Eukaryota, Ciliophora, Oligohymenophorea, Peniculida, Parameciidae. The record is from the annotation of a GenBank genome assembly.